AUGUCUACGCGGGCGGCCCUAGCAGCAGCCCCGGGGCGCGUCUACGCGGGCGGCCCUAGCACCUGGCCCCGGGCGUCGACGAGGGCCGCCCUGGGCACCUGGUCGCGGCGUCUGCAAGGGCGGCCCCCUGCCUCUGGUCGCGGGAGCGUCUACACUGGCGGCGCGGGCACCUGGCCCGGCGUCCACGCGGGCCCGCAGUACCUGCGGCGACCGGAGCGACGGCCAGUUCCCCGCCCGCAUCCACACCGUCACCUGGCUCUCCUGGGCACGCCUACACUGAACCAGGGGUCGAGGAGAGCAGUGCAGGCUCUUUUCUGA
Molecule: messenger RNA, 318 nt
Organism: Rangifer tarandus platyrhynchus (Svalbard reindeer)
Lineage: Eukaryota; Metazoa; Chordata; Mammalia; Artiodactyla; Cervidae
Source: the annotation of a GenBank genome assembly